AGUUUGUGUAAUUAUUCAUCAAUCAGUGCCCUAUAAAACUCAUUUCCUCACGUUACCAACAUUUCCUCUGCGAAUUUUUCAUUUUUCCUCUUCACUUUUCCAAGUAAUAAAGCUUUCCCCUCGAGUUACGCAGGCAGGAGGAUCUAAUCUUUCUCUCAGGAAUCGCUUAUGGCUUCAAAGCGGAUCUUGAAGGAGCUCAAGGAUCUUCAGAAGGAUCCUCCUACCUCUUGCAGUGCUGGCCCUGUUGCUGAGGACAUGUUUCAUUGGCAAGCUACAAUCAUGGGUCCUCCAGAUAGCCCAUACUCUGGUGGAGUCUUCCUAGUUACCAUUCAUUUUCCUCCAGACUACCCUUUCAAGCCUCCUAAGGUUGCUUUCAGGACGAAAGUUUUCCACCCAAAUAUAAACAGCAACGGGAGCAUAUGCCUCGACAUAUUGAAGGAGCAGUGGAGCCCUGCGCUAACUAUUUCCAAGGUGUUGCUUUCCAUAUGCUCUUUGUUGACUGACCCAAAUCCUGAUGAUCCUUUGGUGCCUGAAAUUGCCCAUAUGUACAAAACUGACAGGUCCAAGUAUGAGACUACUGCAAGGAGCUGGACUCAGAAGUAUGCCAUGGGCUAACCAUGUUUGGUAUGGACGAGGGGAUAGCCCGCCCUUACCUUAAAAUACUUCGGUCUUACAUUUUAUGUAUGAAAUAGUCUGAUCUAUCUUUUGAAGUCUUAAAUUUGGACUAAAUAGAGGUCCAAGAUGUGCUCUGAAGAAAAGGAAAGACAUGUUGCUUUCAAACUGUUUGUAUGUGUAGUUCAUCUUUGAAAUGUUUCCUACAAUUUUAUAUCGUGCA
Messenger RNA from Sesamum indicum (sesame), 835 nucleotides. Its product is annotated as ubiquitin-conjugating enzyme E2 28. The record is from RefSeq and is a predicted model, not a curated record. NCBI's taxonomy places the organism in Eukaryota, Viridiplantae, Streptophyta, Magnoliopsida, Lamiales, Pedaliaceae.